Messenger RNA from Priceomyces carsonii, 2745 nucleotides. RefSeq names its product SBF complex DNA-binding subunit (gene SWI4). Gene Ontology annotation, molecular function: DNA binding; transcription regulator activity; protein binding. Gene Ontology annotation, cellular component: SBF transcription complex; MBF transcription complex. NCBI's taxonomy places the organism in Eukaryota, Fungi, Ascomycota, Pichiomycetes, Serinales, Debaryomycetaceae. The transcript is spliced from 2 exons. The record is from RefSeq and is a predicted model, not a curated record. The coding region runs from base 1 to 2745 and encodes 914 amino acids.
AUGUCAGAAGAUGCCCCUCAGGUAUAUAUCGCUACUUAUUCGAGUACUGAUGUAUACGAAUGUCAGAUCAAUGAAUCUCCCAUAAUGAGAAGGUGUAAGGACGAUUGGGUUAAUGCCACACAAAUUUUGAAAUGUUGUAAUUUUCCCAAGGCCAAGCGAACAAAAAUCUUGGAAAAAGGAGUUCAACAAGGGCUACAUGAAAAAAUACAAGGUGGCUACGGAAGGUUCCAAGGGACGUGGAUACCGCUACCAGAUGCUCAGCGGUUAGCUGCGAGUUAUGGUGUAACGCCAAAUAUAGCACCGGUGCUAUAUCUUGACUUAAGCGACCCCAAUAUCAAUAUUCCCAAAAAGACCAAACAGAUGAACAAAGAUGGCACUCCAGUAAAGAGAAAAUACACUAAGAAGGCCAAAAAGGCCGAAGAAACGCCGUCAAAGAAAAUUAAGUCAGAUGCUGGUAGUCACGAAGCCCCUGAUUUAUACGGAUCGCAAAACCAGGCUCUUUAUAAUUCUCUUUCAAGGUAUCAUAUACCGACUCAAAGUAGUCAACCAUCUCUUCAACAGAUGCAGUAUCAACUUCAUCAAUCUGGUCAAAUUCCUUCCAAUUUUAAUCAAGACUUUUUAACUGUGAAUGGAAAUACCAAUGGCUUGCCAACCUUUACUUCACACCAACAAGUCGUUCAAAAUGAGUUUCAAAAUUAUCAACUACAACUUCAGCGGUACCAACAAGAACAGCAAAAGUUUUCAAAUUUAUCAUUCAAUACACAGAUGCCGAUUGAGCAGCCACUAAUGGGAACUAUACAUCAUAGCAAAUUGCCACUGUCUCAAUCUACUAAUGAAACUAAUUGGUCUCAGGAAGAUGGGGCAAUAACGAAAGAUAGUGAUACAUCUGUUUCCUCAAACGAAGAACAUUCCCAAUACUUGAAGGAUCAAAAAGUAGCCGGGCAAAAUGAUAGCGGUGAUAACAGGCUUUCCUAUUCUUCUCAAUUAUUACAAUUCUUCAGUGAAGAUAAAAGUCAAAUUCCCUACUUUCUUCACAAUCCACCUUAUGAUUUUAACAUUAACGAAGCUAUUGAUGAUGAAGGACAUACGGCUUUGCAUUGGGCUGCGUCAAUCGGAAACUACCCGAUGAUUCGUCUUUUGCUUUCCAAGGGAGCUAACCCUUUAACUGUAAAUAAUUUUGGGUUGAAUCCAUUAUCAAAAUUAAUUUCUUUUAACAACUGCUACGAAUUGAAGAACUUUCCUAAAGUUUUAGAUGACUUGGAACUUUGUUUGAUUAAUACGGAUAUUAAUGGCAGAACUCCGUUACAUUAUUUGUGUCAAUUUGCUAAAGUCAAGUCAAAAUAUGAAAGUUCUGAGUAUUAUCUUAAUGUAAUUUUGACUAAGUUAACUUCGAUUUCAAGCAUGAAUCCAAACAAACAAGUCAACUUAUUGAAGAAUGUUCUCGAUCAUCAAGAUGUCAAUGGUGAUACAUGUUUACAUUUAGCCGUCAAAGCUUCUAAUCUCAAGCUCUCAAAGUGCCUUUUAUCAUAUGGUGCAAGAGAUGAUUUAGAAAAUGUUAAUAAGGAAUCUGUUAAAUUGCUCCUAGCUCAUAACAAUGCAUUAGAUUCUUAUAACCAAAAGGUCGACCAGAGUCAUCAGUUAUUGACAUCCGUCACUCAGCUGAAUAACAUCGCCAAUCAACGAAGAAUGUCCGAAUCAAAAAUCAAGCAACAAGGUUUAGCGACUCCAAUUCAAGCAAGCUUUACUAGCGAGAGUCUCGGUACGCCAGACACACAACGCACUACUAUUCAAGACGAAGAUGACGAUGAUAUUAGACAAGCGAGGGUAAAUCGAGAACAAUUGGACCACUUAAUGAGAGGUGAUAAUAAAGAAAAUAUUUUCAUUGACGAUUCGGCAUUGAAAUCGUUCGAAACAACUUCCACUCCUAGCAAUAAAUUAUCAUCAAGCGUACUUGGGGCAUCACAUCAGCCUCUAGCCGUUAUCACCGAAAGAACUGUAGAAAGCACUCCCAUUAAAUCAGAUGAUAAAAAGUCCGGGAGCUUAGAGUUUCAAACAUUGGAAAUUAAGCCACCAACUAUAGAUGAUAAUGGUAAGAUUGUUGACAGCGUGAACGAAGAAGGGGGAACUUUGACUAGGCUACCGGCUAAGGAAUUAUCCUCCUUGUUUAAUGUAAUGUUUAAUUCACUUUCCGACUCAUAUAGUGUGCUGUUGCAAAAUUUUGGAAAAGAGUUCAAAUCUUUGAAUGAAGAAUUACUGAGAAAGAAUGAACUUAGUGAGUCUUGGGUAAGCAAGACAAAAUCUUUGUUGGCAAAGUGUGGUGUUACUGGUUUUGACUCUCCAGAACAAGGUAAACGCUUGCUCAAUGAAACAAUUGCAAAUUAUGAAGGAGACUUAACGGAAAAGGAAGCCUCUCUUCUGCAACUUUUAGAAAAAUCACAUGCCUUCAAAUUGGCAAACUUGGUUCAAGAAUAUGAAUCGAAAGACGAAGAUAUCGAUGAUCAUGAAGAUCAUGCUUCAAAGAACGAAGAUGAUAAGUUUGAAUUGGCAGUUGAGUUGAGUCAACUCCAACAUCAAAGGCUCGCCCUUCUUAAGAAGGCUGCUGGUGGGAUAAAAUGCUACGGAGUAGACCCAAAGGCAUAUAAAUACAGAAAACUUAUCAGCUUGAGUUGUGGCUUGAAUAUUGAAGAUAUCGAUGGCUUGAUCGACGGAAUUAACGAUUCUUUAUCCGAGACUGUCAUAUCUUAA